Messenger RNA from Closterium sp. NIES-65, 1161 nucleotides. The record is from the annotation of a GenBank genome assembly. NCBI's taxonomy places the organism in Eukaryota, Viridiplantae, Streptophyta, Zygnematophyceae, Desmidiales, Closteriaceae.
AUGUCACCAUCAGAAGCCCCAUGGACAACCCUGAUCCACCGCCUCGCCUUCUGGCGGUCGCAUCUGAGCCAUCAAUUCCACCUCCCGGAACCAUCCGACAUCCUCAGGGAAGCCGGCCGGCUGUUCGUGUCGCUGGCCGUCAGCGCCGUGCUGCUGACGUCCGUCAGCGCGCCGGCGACGGCCAUCGUGCAGGCACCGCCGCGCAAGCUGAUGCCGGACGAGCAGGCGACGGUGCAACUAUUCAACGAAACGACACCGAGUGUCGUUUAUAUCACGAAUCUGGCCGUUCGGAGGGACGUGUUUACACUUGACGUGAUGGAGGUGCCGCAGGGGUCCGGAUCGGGGUUUAUUUGGGACCGCGAAGGCCACGUGGUGACGAACUACCACGUGAUUCGCAACUCCAGCGACCUGCGUGUAACACUGGCGGACCAAUCAGUGUACGCGGCUGACGUGGUGGGGUACGACCGUGACAAGGACGUGGCAGUGCUGCACAUCGACGCGCCUAAGAGCAAGCUCAGGCCGCUGCGAGUGGGCAGCUCGUUUGACCUGCAAGUGGGGCAGCGCGUCUACGCCAUCGGGAACCCCUUCGGUUUGGACCAUACCCUCACCACAGGCGUGAUCAGUGGGCUGAGGAGGGAGAUCAGCAGUGCAGCAACGGGGCGGCCCAUCCAGGACGUGAUACAGACAGAUGCGGCCAUCAACCCGGGCAACAGCGGGGGGCCGCUGCUGGACUCCAACGGCAACCUCAUCGGCAUCAACACUGCCAUCUACUCGCCCUCUGGCGCCUCCUCUGGCGUCGGCUUCUCCAUUCCCGCUGAUACGGUGGCGGGCAUAGUGGAGCAGAUAAUUAAGUACGGGCAGGUCACGCGGCCAGUGCUGGGCAUCUCCUUCGCCCCCGAGCAGUCCUUGGAGCAGCUGGGCGUGGCUGGGGUGCUUGUGCUCGAUGCUCCCCCCUCCGGCCCUGCAGGGAAAGCGGGCAUCCGGCCAACGACUCGGGACAGCUACGGGCGGCUGGUGUUGGGGGACAUCAUCACGGGCAUUGAUGGCAACAUCGUUCGCAACGGCUCGGACCUCUACCGCAUCCUAGACCGCUGCAAGGUUGGCCAGAAGGUGAGCUGCCCGGAAACUCCAGCACUGAGUUCAAACUUGUUGCAAUUCUAG